AUUGGAAAAAAAUGUAAAAUUUUGAAAAAACAAAAAACAAUAAAAUCUCAUUUGUCGCCAAUAUCAUUUCCCACUGAGAAUAAAAAGAUAAUGAGUUCGUGGUAAUAUAUCGGAUGCAAGAGUUGGAUCGAGGAGGGAGAGAUCUGAAAAGCAUUUUAGUUUCAAAAAUUAUUCCGGGAAACGGAAAAUGGCUAUCAAUCCUUCUCUCCGACCCGAAAUCGGACCGGAUGGCCUCGCUCGUGAAGCCCCCGUCAUUGCCUACACCGAAAAGAUAAUUGAGGAAGAGCAGCUUCAAUUAAAGAAGUACAUUGAAGAAAAUUAUUCUAAAAUUCGUGAUGUGGAAAGAGAGCUAGCAAAUCUUAACUUGGAGAUGAAACUCACUGCUGGGCCCAAAAAAGCAGCGCUUGAACACUUGAGAAAGAAAAUAGAAAUCUCAACAGAGAGAGUUCGUGUUGCCAAGCUGAAGGAAGACCAAGCACGAAAGGUGUGGGAAGAAGCAUCAAAGGCUGUGCAGGAUGAGGAAGCAAUUAAGCAGAAGCUAUGUGAAGACCUUAGCCAGUUGGUUCAAGAAAGCAGUAGCAUACAGUUCUCUAGGCUGGAGGAAUUAAAACGAAGACUAGAGGCCUUGAACCCAAGUAGAGCAUCCACGUCUGUUCCUCUUGAUGGGAAACCAGCAGGACCUCCCCAGAAUAGCGCAGUCGCAAAUGCGGCAGUUCCUCAAACAACAGAACCAGGUGCUGGAGGAAAUGUUGCUGUAUCGAAUGGGCAAAAUCAACAGCCUUCUGUUGAGGGAGAAGGAAGAGGCAAGAAGAAAACUCAGUUCCAAGGAAGAGGAAAGGGAAUUGGGGCUGUGCCUAAGGGUAGAGGACCUCCCGCACCUGGUUGGACUGGUGCUGGGUUUGAUGUGGAUGGUAGUAGAGCCUAGGAGCACCACUCCAUGCAGAUUCUUUGCUAGAGCCAUAGGACAGGGAUCGCCACUGUUGCUGGACUACUCGUCAUUCUUUGGUUGAUGUUUUACCUUCCAUGUAAUUCUUGUUGUUGUCUACAUGAGCUUGUUGAUAAGAAAAUGUAAUCUGAAAUUUCUGACUUCUCAUGGACACUUGAAAGUUGAAUCUCAUGUCACUAACAUAGUAUUUCAAGCAAGAAUUAAUAACAUCGUUUGCAAUGGUUCUGAUCAUCAUCAUGACCAAAUUCUCUUGA
Molecule: messenger RNA, 1200 nt
Organism: Juglans regia (Persian walnut)
Lineage: Eukaryota; Viridiplantae; Streptophyta; Magnoliopsida; Fagales; Juglandaceae
Exons: 7
Coding region: 188-925 (245 amino acids)
Source: RefSeq, a predicted model, not a curated record